AUGAUGGUGGCUUGCUCGCAUGAUGAACUUGGGGCCCGAAACCUGCUGCGGCAUUUGCACAGUUCAUUGCAAAUCAACAAGUUGCGCGGUACCUCUUUGCUUCAAGACAAUUUUUUCGACCUGCUCCUCUUGGCCAAAAGACUACUACACGUAGACGUAGGCUCGUGCUGCGUGUUUCGGAGGCGGCACUUCUGCCGACGAAGCAGAUGCGCUUAUGCAGCACGCUUUGGAGGACUGCACGUCAUGGAGCCAAUCCGCCUACACGUCUGCGCAGCGCUUGUGCUGGGCUGGAAGGAUACCGGAAUCGUCUUGCAUGUCUCCGGAUGGAUGGCGGCUGUGGGCCAUUUGGUCCCCCAGCUCCGCACUUAUGAGUCUGGCCAUUCUGGGCGUGCAUGGGUCCUGUAG
This is a messenger RNA of Symbiodinium natans, 405 nucleotides long. The record is from the annotation of a GenBank genome assembly. NCBI's taxonomy places the organism in Eukaryota, Dinophyceae, Suessiales, Symbiodiniaceae.